This is a messenger RNA of Pyricularia oryzae 70-15, 2612 nucleotides long. RefSeq names its product maltose permease MAL61. Gene Ontology annotation, molecular function: carbohydrate:proton symporter activity. The record is from RefSeq and is a predicted model, not a curated record. The transcript has 8 exons. Bases 391 to 2094 code for a protein of 567 amino acids. Gene Ontology annotation, biological process: carbohydrate transport; transmembrane transport. Gene Ontology annotation, cellular component: membrane. NCBI's taxonomy places the organism in Eukaryota, Fungi, Ascomycota, Sordariomycetes, Magnaporthales, Pyriculariaceae.
CUGUACCUUUCCAACACAGGGGAGUUCCUUGAUGGUUGCAAUUCCCCGCACCGCAUUUUCAGUCGGUUAUUCCACUCUCCACGUACCGUCGCGUCUCCCCGCCAUUAUAUCGAAGCGACAUCAUUGGAAGGUGCUCGAAUAAUAAGAUGGGUCGACCCAGUUCGGCUUCCAAGGCCCUUUGGUUUUUUUUCGGCUCCGCACGCGCCCACAUUGGGUAGUCCGAUGCGUCCCGGUAUAUCGAGUACAAUAACCACCUGUUUGCAACCCGUUCUUCGUCUGAUAGUCCUCUGCCGGAACUCUCUCCCAUCAUCCCUUACUAUACCAAGGUUUUUCUUCCUCUUGAUUACGACCCACCCCUAGGUGUGAAAAAGGUGAAGAGCACGAGCAAAAAUGGCGGACGGAAAAGACGAAAUACACGAUACGGGUGUUGCCACUGGCCCUGAGGCGCAGGACGAGGCCGCCUACGUUACGAGCCAUGAGAAGGCACAGCAGAAGAUUCUCCACGAUGCUCGGCUGGCUACGGAAAAGGAACGUUCUAUGACGCUUAUGCAAGGCAUCCGACUCUACCCCAAGGCCAUCGCCUGGAGUGUGCUGAUCAGUGCAUGCAUUAUCAUGGAAGGUUAUGAUGUGGCAUUGAUCAACAACUUUUACGCUUUUCCCGAGUUCAAGAAAAAGUAUGGCGAGCAGUUGCCUAACGGCGACUGGGAAAUCCCAGCCCCAUGGCAAUCGGGACUGAGUAAUGGUGCAAAUGUCGGCGAGCUGAUCGGCCUACUCCUCAACGGCUGGAUCUCAGAACGAUUUGGUUAUCGAUGGACAGUCAUUGGCUGCCUCGUACUCAUCAAUGCUUGGACGGCUAUAUUCUUUACUGCGCAAAAUGUGCAGGCGUUGCUGGUCGCUGAGAUUCUGUGCGGUAUUCCAUGGGGGGUCUUUCAAACAUUGUGCAUCACAUAUGCUUCCGAGGUGUGCCCCGUAGCAAUGAGAGGCUACCUGACCACUUAUGUUAACUUUUGUUGGGGUGCCGGUCAAGAAAUCGCCAUAGGCGUUCUUCUUUCCAUGUUGAAGAGGAACGACGAAUGGUCAUACCGCAUUCCAUAUGCACUCCAAUGGAUGUGGCCCACACCCUUGAUCAUCGGCAUUUACUUUGCGCCAGAGUCUCCUUGGUGGCUCGUCCGUCACAAGAAGAUCGACGAGGCCAAGAAGUCACUGCUCAGACUGACGAGCCUCAACAAGGAGACUGAUUUCGAUGCGGAUGAGACACUCGCUAUGAUGGUUCACACCACAGCCUUAGAGGAGAAGACUACCGCAGGAGCUUCGUAUAUUGACUGCUUCAAGGGGCACGACCUUCGUCGCACCGAGAUCGUCUGCAUGGUCUGGGCGAUUCAGAACCUCAGUGGCAACUCAUUUUCUAAUUACUCGACAUACUUCCUGACACAGGCUGGACUUGACUCCAACGCCUCGUAUAGCUUUGCACUUGGACAGUAUGCAAUGAACAUGGUUGGUGUUUUUGGUGCAUGGUGGCUUAUGAGUCUUGGAAUCGGACGCAGGUCUCUAUACCUUUAUGGCCUCUGCGGCCUGUGCUCCAUGCUCAUGGUCCUUGGCUUCCUCGGUCUCGUACCCGAAGAACACCGAAGGGCGGGUGCGAUCGCUACCGGCAGUAUCAUGCUUUGCUGGGCUCUCGUGUACCAGCUCACCGUCGGCACAGUCUGUUACUCGCUCGUUGCCGAAAUCUCCACACGCAGACUUCAGAUCAAGACUGUGGUGCUCGGGAGGUGUCUCUACAUCAUCGUGGGCAUAAUCACCAGUGUUCUUACACCUUAUAUGUUGAACCCGGGUGAAUGGAACUGGCGCAACUAUGCCGGCUUCUUCUGGGGCGGUAUUUGCUUCUGCUGCAUCCUUUACACCUACUUCCGUGUACCGGAACCCACCGGCCGCAGCUUCGCCGAGCUUGACAUGCUCUUCCAGAAGGGUAUCAGCGCGAGGAAGUUCCACUCAACCGAAGUCGACGUCUUCAACGCCGACGUCGACGGGACGCUGAUGGACAAAUACCAGAAACAGCAGUUGGGUACCGCUCACCAUGUCGAAAAGACCGCCUGAUGGGGGCUGUUGUGGGGGAAACCGCCACAAGGGGGAUGAAUUUCCCAAGGAGUGUGAUCUUUUUUGCUUACCAUUAUUCUUUUGCCAUCAUUAAAGGAGGAUCCGAGAAGCGAACCGAGCCAUGAAGAAAAUGCUACACGAGGCGACGAAUUUGGAAAACAAAAAGGGUUGCCUUUGUCGCAAGAUCCCAAUCUCGAUUGAAAGCAUUCACAAAUCGCACAUGAAUAAUCACAAGACGCUGGAUGUAUACGAUACCCUCUGUCGCUUUUCUUUCUCUUUAGGAUGGGGCUAGAGUUAGUAUAGCCAUGGCAUCGAUGGGAGGCUAUUGAUUGUCGUUUUACAAGGCAUUUUCUUGCGUUGCACUUUGAAGAUUGAGAUACCACUUGUGUUGAUAAAAAGUUCUGGCUACAUUAUCGUUGGAAAUAACACCUGCACCUGAAGCCGCGUGGCAUUCACACAUACUUCAUGCGCCAACUGUGAGCUAGCAAUCUGGAGCGUAGCAGGUCAAUCAAUAUGCC